This is a messenger RNA of Entelurus aequoreus (snake pipefish), 3014 nucleotides long. Its product is annotated as transmembrane protein 180-like. The transcript is spliced from 8 exons. The record is from RefSeq and is a predicted model, not a curated record. Lineage: Eukaryota; Metazoa; Chordata; Actinopteri; Syngnathiformes; Syngnathidae. The coding region runs from base 246 to 1814 and encodes 522 amino acids.
CCGUCGCCCCGGCGACGAGAAGCGCGGCUUGCGGUCGUUAUGACGUGGAUCACCGCCCUCGCUCCCUGCCUCCCGAGCGCCAGUCGCGGCUGCUACUAAGCGAGCAGGAACCCUCUCAGGUGACCUGGUUAACAUUGAAGAGGAGGAGCCCUGCCUGCCAACACUAAUGACAAGUUAGCUGUGGUGGCCGUGCAGUAAAAGCAGGUGUGGCGGCCAUGAGGAGGCGGUGAUCGUGUGGAGGAAGAAUGGGCCGGAGCGUCCUCUCCACCGCCGUGCUCUACGGCUCCUUGGCCCUCUUCACCUCCGUCCUCCACAAUGUCUUCCUGCUCUACUACGUGGACACCUUUGUGUCCGUCUACAAGAUCGACAAGGUCUCCUUCUGGGUGGGCGAGACCGUGUUCCUGCUCUGGAACAGUUUCAAUGAUCCUCUGUUCGGGUGGCUGAGUGACCGCACCUUCCUCAGCUCUCCUCAGACCGGCUCCCAGGUCACGUCCCCAGAGGUGGUUCUGAAGCGGCUGAAGGCGCUGUCCGCCAACGGGCCUCUCCUGGCCCUCUCCUUCCUGGCCUUCUGGGUGGCGUGGGCCAGCCCGGGCCUGCAGUUCCUGCUCUGCCUGUGCCUGUACGACGGCUUCCUCACCAUGGUGGACCUCCACCACAGCGCCCUGCUGGCCGACCUGGCCGUGUCCGCCGCCGACCGCACGCGCCUCAACUUCCACUGCUCGGCCUUCAGCGCCCUGGGCUCGCUGUCCGUCUUCCUGUCCUACUCCUUCUGGGACAAGGAGGACUUCCACGCCUUCCGCCUCUUCUGCCUGGCUCUGGCCGCCUUCUCCAUCCUGGGCUUCUUCCUCGUCUCCGGGUUGCUACGGCGACGUUUUGAGAAGGAAGUCCGUCCAAGACACGAGGAGGCGCUGGCGCUCAAAGAGUACGUGACAAAAGGCGCAUCUUUAUUACAAAGUUUGUCUUCUUCUAAUCUUCUGUGUGGCAGGCUGAGUGUGGGCAACGCCCCGUUCACCUCUCCUGAGCACCCCGUCACCAUCCAGCAGUACCUCAAGCAGCUGUCCAGACACAAGAACUUCAUGUGGUUCGUGUCCAUGAACCUCAUUCAGGUCUUUCACUGCCACUUCAACAACAACUUCUUCCCUCUUUUCCUGGAGCACCUCCUGUCAGACAACAUCUCCGCGUCCAGCGGCUCCAUCCUCCUGGGCAUCUCCUACGUGGCCCCCCACCUCAACAACCUCUACUUCCUCACCCUGUGCCAGCGCCAUGGGGUCUACCAGGUCAUCCGCUGGCUUUUUCUGCUCAAACUGGGACUGAGUGUGGCCAUGCUGCUGGCGGGGGCCGACCACGUCUUCUUGCUCUGCAUCUUCAUCGCCAGUAACCGGGUGUUCACGGAGGGAACGUGCAAGCUGCUGAAGCUGGUCAUCUCCGACCUGGUGGACGAGGACUUUGUGGUCAACCGCCGACAGCAGCCGGUGUCGGCGCUGCUUUUUGGGAUGGUGGCGCUGUUGACCAAGCCCGGGCAGACCUUAGCGCCGCUCUUCGGCACGUGGCUGCUGUGCGCCUACACAGGCUACGACAUUUUCCAAAGGGAACCCGCCGAGGACAUACCGGGACCCCACGUGGCUCCGGGCUCAGGGACCCCGCCUCUGCGCCUGGGUUGCUUCCACAUGCUGGUGUUUGUGCCCAUCACCUGCGCCCUGCUGCAGCUGGCCGCCUGGUCUCGCUUCACGCUGCAUGGGCGCAAGCUGCGGGGCAUCAAGAGCUCCAGGCAGGGCGCCCAACAUGGCGGCCUGGUGGACGUCAAGGCCAUCUGACGGAGCAGGGGAGUCCAAUCUAAAACAUACGGGGGCCAUUUUCAUAUUUUCAAAACCAAUACGUUACAUAACGUAACCAUUCGGGUCACUUUUGGUUAACAUUAAAGGUCCCGGUCAUUAAACUGUUAAAAAUAAUAUUUUGUUAUACCUUCAACACUUAAAUAUCUAUAGCUCAACCUCAAAACUAUCUGUUGCCAAAAUCUUAUUGAUUUUUCUUCAGUUUUUUGCCCAAAACCCUCCUUUUUAUGGAAUAAACCAAAAUAUCCAAAUGUGAAGUAAUUUUAGCCAUAAAUAAUGCUUUGUAUUCAUUAUUGUUUUUUGACUGUGUAAAUCCAAAAGGCCUACACCGACACUCAUAAAAUUGUUAAAAAUAAGUAAUAUAUUUAAUUUUUACUUUCAACGCUUAAAUCCUUGAAGCAACUUCCGAUCCAUCUGUAAUCUUAGCCAUAAGUACGUAAAUAAUUCAUAACAACAAUGCUUCGUAUUCAUUGUUUUUUGACUGUGUAAAUCCAAAAGGCCUCCACUCAUAAAAUUGUUAAAAAUAAGUCUUAUACUGUAUAUAUAUAUAUAUAUAUAUAUAUAUAUAUAUAUAUAUAUAUAUAUAUAUAUAUAUAUAUAUCGCUCCCAGUCUGUGGAACGCUCUCCCUGACCACCUGAGGGCACCACAGACUGUGGAUGGUUUUAGAAAAGGCUUAAAAGCCCUUCUUUUUAAAAAAGCAUUUUUUUAUAUAUAUAUAUAUGCAUACUAGUUAUAGCUAUUUGGCUGUUCUAGUUUUUAUUUUUAUUUUUAUUUUUUUUAAUUUAUUUUUUUAAUACACUGUAGCACUUUGAGAUUAUUUACUCAAUAUAAAGUCCUUUUUACAAAUAAAAUCUAUUAUUAUUAUAUCAAUAUAUCAAAUUUUUACUUUCAACGCUUAAAUCCUUGAAGCAACUUCCGAUCUAUCUGUAAUUGUAGCCAUAAAUACAUAAAUAAUUCAUAACAACAACAAUGCUUCGUAUUCAUUAUUGUUUUUUGACUGUGUAAAUCCAAAAGGCCUCAACUCAUAAAAUUAUUGAAAAUAAAUCAUAUAUCAAUAUAUUUUAUUAUUUACUUUCAAUGCUUAAAUCCUUGAAGCGACUUCCGAUCUAUCUGUCGAUUAUUUACAUUUUUGAUGAGUAAGAGUAAUAAAAUAAUACUAAUACUAACAUAAACGUACGUGU